CCGUCCCGCAGUCCACCAUCAUCAGGACGUGCGGUGCUGCUUGAACCUCCAUAUCUCUCUCGCAGACACGACGGCCGCCAGUUUAUACCCCGGAUUUAAUCACCAUGGCUGCCUCUUUCAACAACCCCACACAGAUCUUUGCCGACGAUGUCACCGAGGAGAAGGGUGAGAAUGCGAGAUUGUCCGCCUUCGUGGGCGCUAUCGCUGUGGGCGACCUCGUGAAGAGUACUCUUGGACCUAAAGGAAUGGAUAAAAUCCUGCAGUCUGCGUCGACUGGAGAGAUCUUGGUCACGAACGACGGAGCGACCAUUCUGAAAGCUAUUGCUCUUGAUAAUGCUGCUGCAAAGGUUCUGGUGAAUAUCUCAAAGGUGCAAGAUGACGAAGUUGGUGAUGGAACAACAUCCGUUACGGUGCUGGCCGCGGAAUUGUUGCGAGAGGCUGAGAAGCUUGUCGAGAAGAAGAUCCAUCCCCAAACGAUUAUCGAAGGAUAUCGGAUAGCUAGCAAGGCUGCUCUAGCUGCUCUCGAGAAAUCUGCUGUGGACCGCAGUCAGGAUCCAGAGGCAUUCCGGAAUGACCUCCGGGCCAUUGCCCGUACCACUCUCAGCUCCAAGGUUCUAGCCCAGGACCGGGAUCAGUUCGCUACUCUUGCGUGUGAAGCAGUUCUCCGCCUGAAGGGCUCGACCGAUCUGAGCCAUAUUCAGAUCAUCAAGAAAGCUGGUGGCAAGCUAAGCGACUCCUACCUCGACGAGGGCUUCAUUUUGGACAAGAAGAUCGGUGUCAACCAGCCGAAGCGCUUGGAGAACGCCAAGAUCCUCGUUGCCAACACCGCAAUGGAUACGGACAAGGUCAAGAUCUUCGGUGCCCGGGUCAAGGUGGAAUCGACGGGUAAGCUGGCAGAGCUGGAGAAGGCAGAGCGCGAGAAGAUGCGUGCCAAGGUCGAGAAGAUCAAGGCACACGGAAUCAACUGCUUCGUCAACCGACAGCUCAUCUACAACUGGCCCGAGCAGCUAUUCACGGAGGCAGGCAUCGUCUCUAUUGAGCACGCCGAUUUCGACGGUAUCGAACGGUUGGCGUUGGUUACUGGUGGUGAGAUUGCUUCUACAUUCGACCACCCGGACCAGGUCAAGCUGGGUCACUGUGACCUAAUUGAGGAGGUCAUCAUUGGUGAGGAUACCUUGAUCAAGUUCUCCGGCGUUGCUGCCGGCCAAGCCUGCACGAUUGUGCUUCGUGGUGCCACCGAGCAGCUCCUGGAUGAGGCGGAGCGAUCUCUUCAUGAUGCUCUGGCAGUGCUCUCACAGACGGUGAAGGAGCCCAAGGUGACUCUUGGCGGUGGUUGUGCGGAGAUGGUGAUGUCCAAGGCUGUCGAGCACGCUGCACAGAACACGACAGGCAAGAAACAGCUGGCUGUCGAUGCCUUCGCGCAGGCUCUGAAGCAGCUACCGACCAUUCUGGCCGACAACGCCGGUUUGGACUCGAGCGACCUCGUGACACGACUACGUCAAGCUAUCAACAACGGCAUGACGAGCUCUGGACUUGACCUGCUGACCCCCGGUGGUGGAAUCGCCGAUAUGCGGGAACUCGGUGUCGUGGAAAGCUACAAGCUCAAACGGGCCGUUGUGUCGUCGGCCUCUGAGGCUGCCGAGCUCCUUCUCCGGGUCGACAACAUUAUCCGCAGCGCCCCACGCCGACGUGAACGUAUGUAGACGACAUACAAUCUUCUCUGAUGAAUCACGCAGUUGUCCAGUAGGGAACUCGCAUUGGGAAAGAUGAAACCACUGGAUGAAAAGUGGAGGAAAAAACGAUCUAAUAUCUAUCACGAAGAGUCUUCAUAUGAAGUUUAGAGGAAAAAAGAAAAAUCCUGCAACUAAAGAA
Molecule: messenger RNA, 1872 nt
Organism: Paecilomyces variotii
Lineage: Eukaryota; Fungi; Ascomycota; Eurotiomycetes; Eurotiales; Thermoascaceae
Product: T-complex protein 1 subunit beta
Exons: 4
Coding region: 105-1703 (532 amino acids)
Biological process (GO): protein folding
Cellular component (GO): cytosol; chaperonin-containing T-complex
Molecular function (GO): ATP-dependent protein folding chaperone; ATP binding; ATP hydrolysis activity
Source: RefSeq, a predicted model, not a curated record